Messenger RNA from Nerophis ophidion (straightnose pipefish), 974 nucleotides. It is a transcript of the gene spag8, whose product is annotated as sperm associated antigen 8. NCBI's taxonomy places the organism in Eukaryota, Metazoa, Chordata, Actinopteri, Syngnathiformes, Syngnathidae. Gene Ontology annotation, molecular function: microtubule binding. Bases 45 to 623 code for a protein of 192 amino acids. Gene Ontology annotation, cellular component: cytoplasm; nucleus. Gene Ontology annotation, biological process: positive regulation of transcription by RNA polymerase II. The transcript is spliced from 7 exons. The record is from RefSeq and is a predicted model, not a curated record.
GGAGACACUUCCGCCCACUGUAGUCAAGAGAACAUUCAGACACCAUGUGGACCGAAGAGGACAAGGCCGUCGAUAUAAAUCAACAUGACGCAGACGAGAAAAAAACCAAGGAGGAGACAAAGGAAAAGUUCAAAUUCACGCAGAACGUUAGCGAUCUGCAGGAGACGAGGGAAGAAAUACUGCGACGAGGACACAGAGGAAUAUUCACUAUGAACCCGGAUGCUAAGAUGGAGAAUGUCACAACUUUGAAGGCAUCUUUUGCACCUCCUAGAAGUCCAGGAGUGAGACUGCGGGGCAUCAGGUCUGAGCUUUUGGAAAGAAGAAUUGCCCAGAUAGUAAGAGACAAAAUUCAAGCAGAAAGGAACCCACCACUACCCCAAACGGACUUUAACACCGUCACUCAGAGGGACUUUCGAGUGAAUGGUUUUAUCCCCCAGAUUACUCAAAACUCACAUCUUCAUGAUUAUAAAACUGAACAGGCUAUCAGCUACUGGAGCGACAACUUUCAGCAGAUACAGGGUGUGAGUUCAGUAGAGAGCCCAAACACUCCCUUCAAGAAGUGUGCCCAGUUUUCCACACCCAUCUCUGAGCAACGCCGAGAUAUUGAACCCACCAUUGAGUAACUGUCUUAAUUUCUAAUAACUUUACAGCGGAAUUUGCUGGAAAGUUUGCACUGCAUGAAUAUCUAGACCAGACUAUAGUCACUACACUCUAGUACUGCAUUACAGUAUUUUCUUGUCCUGGUAGUUGACCUGACACAUGAACAUCAAAACAAAGUAAAGUCAUUGUCUUCGCUCCAUCACAUCUUAUGACUACAUUUGGAUUAUUUCUGUUUACUCGAGUAAAGUCAGAGGUUGAGGACUUACUUACACAGGGAAACAUGCUUAUGUUGACAACCUGUUUAUGGUGACCAACACAUCGAGCGCCACAUUUCUGUGUUUCUAAUUUCAAUAAAAAGUUAAUUGGCGACAUUA